UUUUAGGGCUUAAGAAAGAAAAAGAAAACAACCUCCAAAACCCUUCUUUUUCUUCCGUCGUUGAGCUCGCUGAAGAAGAGUCAUGGCGAACGAAGACUUGGCCAGCUGGACCGAUCUGCUACAUUCUUCCUCUAAGCUUCUCGAACAAGCUGCUCCUUCUGCUCAGUUCCCUCCACUUCAGAGGAACUUGGAUCAACUCGAAGCGUUAUCUAAGAAGCUUAAAUCCAAAACUGUUAGGGCUGAGGCACCUUCCCAAUCUAUUGCUGCAACUAGGCUUCUUGCUCGUGAGGGUAUAAAUGCAGAGCAGCUUGCAAGGGAUCUGAAGUCAUUUGAGUUGAAGACAACUUUUGAAGAUGUUUUUCCUGUCGAGGCCACAAGCGUCGAGGAGUACCUGCAGCAGGUUCAUGAAAUGGCAAUGAUCUCUGCUGUCCAGGAAGCUCAGAAGGAUAAUCACAGGAGUUUCAAUGAUUACAUGAUGAAAGUUUUAGAGGAGGAUUGGCAAAAAGAAAAGCGUGAUUUCCUUCAGAGUUUAAGCCGGAUUUCAACAUUACCUAGGACAAACAUGAUUGCUAACAGCAAUGUGGGUACCCGGCCAGGUCAGAUUGUGUCUAUGGCUUCUAGUCCGCAAGUCUCUUCUGGCAGCAUGGAGAUUGUUCCCACGACUAGCAGACCCAUUGUGGAGAAAAAGGCAUCCGUCUAUGCUGAAGUAGUGAAAAAUCUGAAUAGAGCAAGGCAGUCUGGAUUGCCAUUUAAACCUGCCACAGGUUUCAAGGGUGCAUAUGAAAGUUUGGGCAUUGAUUCUAGUGGUGGAAAAUCAGUAACGAUGCGAAAGAUAUGGCACCUUGUUCAGAUGCUGAUGAACGAGGACUCAACCUUGCGUCGUGUUUCAAAAAGGAUGUCAUUGAUUAUUGGGGCCAGGCGCCAUCUUGAGUGGGGACAUGAGAAAUACAUCAUGGAUACUAUACAUAAUCAUCCUGCACAAGCUUCUCUUGGCGGUGGUGUCGGAAAUUUGCAAAGAAUCCGCGCCUUCCUUCGGAUUCGGUUGAGGGAUUACGGGGUACUGGAUUUUGACGCUGGUGAUGCUCGUCGGCAGCCUCCUGUUGAUACAACAUGGCAACAGAUAUACUUUUGUUUGCGAUCUGGUUAUUAUGAUGAAGCAAGAAACGUUUCCCUAUCUUCACGUGCUUCGCAUCAAUUUGCUCCAUUGCUCACAGAGUGGAUUAAUACUGGGGGAAUGGUACCGGAAGAGGUUGCAACUGCUGCAUCAGAAGAAUGUGAAAGAAUGUUGAGAACUGGUGAUCGGGUAGGCCGAACUGCGUAUGACAAGAAAAAGUUACUUCUGUAUGCCAUCAUAUCAGGUUCUAGAAGACAUAUUGAUCGUCUGCUUAGAGAUCAACCAACUCUUUUUAGUACAAUAGAGGAUUUCUUGUGGUUCAAAUUGUCAGCUGUGCGGGACUGCCCCACUGGAUCUUCGUCCAUUGUUCUAAGUGAUGGUCUGAUUCCAUACAGUUUGGAUGAUUUGCAAAGUUACCUGAAUAAAUUUGAACCAUCAUACUAUACAAAAAAUGGAAAAGAUCCUCUGGUAUAUCCAUAUGUCUUGCUUUUAAGCAUUCAAUUGCUUCCGGCUGUAUUAUACUUGUCUAAGGAAACAGGAGAUGAAGGAUAUAACAUUGAUGCUGCACACCUAUCAAUUCUACUAGCUGAUCAUGGGGUCCUUUCUGAAGGUGCUGGUACUGGGCAAAAGUUGGGAGUGAUGGAUGCUUAUGCCGAAGUGUCCACCAUUAUCAGGCAAUAUGGAUCUAUGUAUUUGCGUCUUGGUGAUCUCCAGAUGGCAUUAGAAUAUUAUGCACAAGCUGCUGCUGCAAUUGGUGGUGGGCAGUUGUCGUGGACUGGCAGAGGUAAUGUUGAUCAGCAAAGGCAGAGAAACUUGAUGCUGAAGCAGCUUCUAACUGAAUUAUUGUUAAGGGAUGGAGGCAUAUAUCUUUUACUUGGUGCAAGAGGUGCUGGAGAAGAAGGGGAACUGGGACGGUUUGUGGCUGAUCCAAAUGCAAGGCAACAGUUUUUGAUUGAAGCAGCAUGCCAGUGUCAGGAGGCUGGGAUGUAUGACAAAUCUAUAGAAAUUCAGAAGAGAGUGGGGUCCUUCUCAAUGGCUCUGGAUACCAUCAAUAAGUGCCUCUCUGAAGCUAUCUGUUCCCUUUUCCGUGGAAGGUUAGACGGCGAGAGCCGGACUGCGGGCCUCAUCCAUUCUGGCAAUGAGAUUUUGGAGACAUAUACUUACUACCCUGAUGUCAGUCUUCAGGAGAGAGAGCAUGUUUUUGAGCAGCAAACUGUAUUAAGACAACUUGAGUCAAUAUUAUCAAUUCACAAAUUGUCAAGACUAGGCAAUCAUGUUGAUGCAUUAAGGGAGGUUGCUAAACUUCCAUUUCUCCCUCUAGAUCCCCGAGGACCUGAUAUUGUUGUUGAUGUGUUUGAAAAUUUAUCUCCUCAUGUCCAAGCUUGUAUACCAGACCUCUUGAAGGUUGCUCUGACUUGUCUGGAUAAUGUGACAGAUUCUGAUGGAUCACUUCGUGCUUUGAGGGCUAAGAUCGCCAAUUUUAUUGCAAAUAACGUAAAGAGAAAUUGGCCUCGGGAUUUGUAUGAAAGAGUUGCGCAGAGGUUGUGAAAAAUGUACGAUGGGAAUUGUUUGUUGCCUUUGAAACUUUAAAGGCAACAGUAUGUUUUUUGAAUGAAGGUCCCCAGUAAUGUAAAACUUGUAAAGUAGUGGCAAUGUCAAUGAUAUUUAUGGUGGACCUAUGUCCUGGAGAUAUAAUCGGAGAAACUACAAAUGUGAAAUAAAACUGGUUAUGAUUUUUCUCUUCA
This is a messenger RNA of Cicer arietinum (chickpea), 2859 nucleotides long. Its product is annotated as nuclear pore complex protein NUP93A-like. Gene Ontology annotation, cellular component: nuclear pore. The record is from RefSeq and is a predicted model, not a curated record. Gene Ontology annotation, molecular function: structural constituent of nuclear pore. Lineage: Eukaryota; Viridiplantae; Streptophyta; Magnoliopsida; Fabales; Fabaceae. Gene Ontology annotation, biological process: poly(A)+ mRNA export from nucleus; protein import into nucleus.